Messenger RNA from Macrosiphum euphorbiae (potato aphid), 2625 nucleotides. Lineage: Eukaryota; Metazoa; Arthropoda; Insecta; Hemiptera; Aphididae. The record is from the annotation of a GenBank genome assembly.
AUGGAGUUUUUGGUUAAUAAACGGUCCAAACAGUAUUCAAAAUGUUGCUUGACCAAUUGUAGAAGCCACAUUUUGAAUAAGGAUGAACUAAGUUUUUUUACUUUCCCAAAAGACCCUGCUAGAUGUGCUGUUUGGAUUGAAAAUUGCAAAUGUGAUCAACUAAAGUCAACCAAUAAUUUACCUGCUAACACUAAGUAUCGUAUUUGUUCUUUACAUUUUGAAACUGAUAUGUUUUCUAAUUUUCAGAAAAAUAGACUAAAGCCGGAAGCUGUACCUACAUUGUUUGAUGCCAUGAAAAUUGAGUAUGUGGAUGAAUCAAAGAAUUAUGAUAACCCUGAAUGUAGCACUUCAGAUUUUGUGCCAUUAUCAUAUUCACCACCUGGUUCUUCUACUCGUUCAUCGAUAAACUCACCAUGUUUAUCUAAUGCAUCAACAUCAACGGAUAUUGAAACUAGUGUUAUUGGUAUACAGACACCAAGUUAUUUAUCAUCUAAAACUCCCCGAAAAGUUGCUCUUCAGGAAAAACUCAAGGAAAGUGAACGGGUUCAGGCCGAGUUGAAACAAAUUAUUAUAAAUUUGAAUCGACAAAUAGCAAAUGAAUCUAACAAUACAUUGGAUACUUGCCUAGAAACAUGUAAAAAAUACUUGUCACCUACCCUCUUUAUGAUUGUCAAAUCUCAAAUCAGGAAUAAGGAAAGAAAUUUUCGAGGAUUCAGGUAUUCUAAUGAAAUUAAGCAACUUGCUUUAAGUAUUUAUUUUCUAGGUCCAAGAGUUUACAAUUUAUUGCACAAUCCUCUAUCCCUUCCUACUAGUCGAACACUCAGGAGAGUAACUUCAAAAUACGAAAUAGAUCCUGGUCUAAAUGAUUUCCUUUUUAAUUUUGUAUCAUUUAAAAUAAGUAGUUUUAAGCCUGAGGCGCUAGAUUGCGUACUUUGUGCCGAUGAAAUGGCUUUAAAAACAAAUUUAUUUUAUAAUGUCUCUAAAGACAAAAUUAUAGGUUUUCAUGAAUCAAAUUCUCGUAGAAAGUAUGAACCGGCCAAAUAUGCUUUAGUCCUUAUGCUUAGAGGAAUAAAUGAAAAUUGGAAACAACCAAUUGCUUAUUUUCAUGUUUCAAGUAGCUGUACCGGUACUGAUCUGAAAGACAUAAUUAUGUCAACAAUUUGUCGCCUCCAAAAUAUCAAACUUAAUAUCAAAGCUUUUAUUACAGAUCAGGGCACAAAUUUUGUAAGUUUUUCAAAAAGCUUUUAUGUUUCUCCUAACAAGCCAUAUUUUGAAGUAGAUGGCAAACAAAUUUUUUACAUUUUUAACCCACCACAUCUUUUGAAAUCGACUCGGAACAUGUUUUUUAAACACAACUUUUUAAUUAAUGAUUCAAUUGUAACUAAAGCACAUAUUGAUUCUUUUUACAAUUAUGACUCUGAAAAUAAUCUUCGCUUGGCUCCAAAACUAAAACAUGCACACAUUCAUCCAGGACCAUUUGAAAAAAUGAGAGUUUAUUUAGCUGCCCAAAUUUUUAGUAAUAGUGUUGCUUCUGGUAUGUCUACGACUUUGACGUCUGGUAUUUUGCCUCCUAGCGCCCAAUACACUAUUGAUUUCAUCAGUGAUAUGGACAAAUUAUUUGACAUAUUCAAUUCUUAUAAAGCACCUAAUCUUAAAGAAUUCAAUAGACCAUUUAAAAAUACUGAAUCACAAAUUAAUCAUUUAAACAAAAUGGCUGAAGUUUUUAGGAACAUGAAAGUUGUUAAUAAAUUAAAUGGAUCAAAUAUUACCAACAGGAUGAAUUUUAUUAAUGGUUGGUUGAUUACAAUAUCUUCAUUAAAAAUGUUGUGGUACUCCUUAAAUCCAACUAAAAAUCCAAAUUAUGUUCUUUAUACUAGGUGCCUAAAUCAAGAUUGUUUAGAAAAUUUAUUUUGUUAUUUCCGCCAACAGCAUGGAAACAAUUUAAAUCCUACACCAAUUGAGUUUUCUAGGUCAUUUAAAAAAAUUUUUUGUGCUAAUUAUUUUAAACAUUCUCCAGGUGCAAAUUGCAUUGAAGAUUUAGAUGAAAUUUUAGGUUCAGAGCUACCACAAUGUGAAAAGAUUCUUAAUUUUGAAGGAUCAGACAAAAAUCUUUUUAAAUUUAAAUGUAUUAAUAUUGGUAUAGUUGAUUACAGACAACUUGACAUUCCAGAACAGAAUGCAUUAACUUAUAUUUGUGGUUAUUUAAUGAGAAAAUGCUUAGAAAAACAUAUUUGUCAGGUUUGUACGGAUUAUGCGUACUAUCAAAAAGAGUUAAACCAGUCGUUUCUUUUGAGUUUCUACAAAGCAUACCCUACUGGAGACCACUCAACAUUUGGAAAUCUGAUGAUGCCUCAUGAUGACUUUUAUAAUUUUGUAUCUGAAUUAGAAAAUAUUUUUAUUGACAACUUCCCUUCCGUUUCCUAUAAAGAUGGUGUAGGCGCAGAAUUAAAGCAACAAAUGAAUAAUGUACCUUUUAAUCAUCCAUGUGAAUCUUUUAAUAAAGUGUUUUUGAUUAAUUUAUUUACACGCUUUAGAAUUUUUUCAGCAAUCAAAUUUUUAAACAGAGCUUUGGUUUCUGAAAAAAAACUAAAAGAUAGAAAAUUGACCAUUCUGAAACAUUUGUAA